AUGAACGCAAAAGAGUUGCAGCAGAUGCUGUUCGCCGAGGAUCAGAGGGAAUGGCUUUCGACGUUUAACACUAAUGUAUCUGCUAUCUACUUCACAACGGUAGCCUUCCUGCCGCUGCUCCAGAAGUGUAGCGGCGAUGGUCACGCUAAAGCUUCCGUCAUCAUCAUCGCUUCCAUGUCAGGACUCCAAUCCCGCCUAAGUGGCUAUUUCUCAUACAGCGCUUCUAAGGCUGCUACUAUCCACCUAUCUAAAAUGAUGGCGUACGAGUUCCAAGUCUUCAAUGUACACAUUAACAGUAUUGCGCCAGGCUACUUCCCAUCUUAUAACGAGGGGAGACAGAUGCAGUUGGUGCCCGUUGGCGAAGAGAAUGGCACUGAGAGCGAGGUAGUGCAAGGUGUGCUUUUCCUGGCGAAAAAUCGUUUUGUCACUGGCGAGGUUCUCAAUAUUGACAAGGUAUAA
Molecule: messenger RNA, 459 nt
Organism: Pseudogymnoascus destructans
Lineage: Eukaryota; Fungi; Ascomycota; Leotiomycetes; Thelebolales; Thelebolaceae
Exons: 3
Coding region: 1-459 (152 amino acids)
Source: RefSeq, a predicted model, not a curated record